Messenger RNA from Mytilus californianus (California mussel), 2031 nucleotides. Its product is annotated as cytochrome P450 2B4-like. Gene Ontology annotation, biological process: xenobiotic metabolic process. Lineage: Eukaryota; Metazoa; Mollusca; Bivalvia; Mytilida; Mytilidae. Gene Ontology annotation, molecular function: heme binding; iron ion binding; oxidoreductase activity, acting on paired donors, with incorporation or reduction of molecular oxygen, reduced flavin or flavoprotein as one donor, and incorporation of one atom of oxygen. Bases 43 to 1539 code for a protein of 498 amino acids. The transcript is spliced from 4 exons. The record is from RefSeq and is a predicted model, not a curated record. Gene Ontology annotation, cellular component: cytoplasm; intracellular membrane-bounded organelle.
GUUUCAAGGUCAUUUAUAUCUGUUUAUGUUUUCAUAAAUAAGAUGGAUUUUUCUCUUUUCACUGAUGUAUCGUCAAUUUUGUUUAUUGUUUUGUUCGGUCUUAUAACGUAUACAAUAAUUAAGCAAUGCCGUCGUCCGUCUGGAAUGCCUCCCGGACCUCGACUCUGGCCAAUCGCUGGAAACAUGUUGUCCAUUACAGGAAAACAUAAUUUGAUUGAAGCUUUCCGUGAAUUACGACGACAGUACGGUGAUAUAUACAGUUUGAAGCUAGGGUCGAGUUGGAUAGUAGUUAUAAAUGGACAUGAGAAUUUAAAGGAUGCUUUAGUGAAACAGGGUGACAUGUUCAGUGAUAGACCAGACAAUUUUUUUUUCACAAGGCUACUACAACAUCAAGGAAUUAUUGGAUCUAGUGGUCUUUUGUGGAAAGAAAGCAGGUUUUUUACUCAAAAGACACUGAAGGAUUUCGGAUUUGGAAAACGCAGCCUGCAAGACAAAAUCAUGGAAGAGGUGACAAUUCUGUUAAAAACAAUUGAAAACACAAAAGGCGAAACUUUUACAUUGAAACCACUUAUUCAGGGUGUUUUUUCUAACAUUGUAACAUCUAUUAUGUUCAAUCGUCGUUUUGAUUAUGAUGACCCACAAAUGAUGAAAAUCAGAGAUAUGCUACACGAGCAUCUAACAGACUCCGAAUUUUCUGGAAUAUUAGACGCGAUACCAUUUUUGGAAUCAUUUCCGGGAGAUCUUUUCCAUGCUAAACGAUUACUGACCGUCGAAAGAAAAUUAGACGAAUUUAUUCAGAAAUGUCUUGAUGAGCAUAAGCAAACGCUUGAUGAAAAUAAUAUCCUCGAUUAUACUGAUGCUUAUUUAUCUGAAAUGAAGAAGCGACAAAAAGAAAAAGACUCUGUUUUCUCAGAACGACAGCUUGUUAGAAUAUGCCGUGAUAUUUUGCUAGCAGGAACUGACACUACCGCCACUAACAUACGAUGGGCAAUUCUACAUCUUAUUUGCAAACCUGAAAUACAGGAAAGAAUGUUUCUGGAAAUUCAAGAAGUUAUUGGACUAGAACGCCCUCCUGAAAUGAAUGACAGAUUGGAGAUGCCUUAUUGUGACGCCGUUUGCAAUGAAACCAUGCGGGUAUCGAACGUGGCACCAUUGUCUGCUCCAAGGUCUACACGGGGUGAUGUAAAAUUCCAAGGGUAUAGAAUCCCCGCUGAAACAAUUGUCUACCCCUGUUUGGAUUCUGUACUUUUUGAUGAGAAAAUUUAUCCAAACCCUGAAGAGUUUAUACCAGAUAGAUUCUUAGAGGGAUCUAAAAUAUCUACAGCGAUGACCAAGCUGAAUAUACCGUUUUCGCUAGGUAGAAGAAGCUGCCCUGGAGAUGUGUUGUCCAGGCAAGAGUUAUUUUUAACCAUCAUUUCUCUUGUAAGAAGGUUUAAAUUUUUGCCACCUGAUGGAUCAGGACCACCCGCAAAGAAAAGAAUAUUUGGAGUUAUUUUUUUUCCAGCAGAAUACAAACUCCGAGCUAUUUUAAGGAACUGAUAUGUUCGAUUUAUUCUUGGCAAUUGCCUCCCUUUUUACUUUAUGGGACUAUGAUUAUGAUCAUGAUUAUUGCAAAUUUUCAGAAACAAACUGAAACGUCAAAUGUUGCUUCAAGUUGCGCGUAAUUUAAAAAAAAAUACGUGAUUCGUGAUUGACAAAAAAUUAUAUUGAGAAAUAUGCCGCAAAAAGUGGAAAUUUCCUUAUUUUCGAAUUACGUAAUGAAAUGUAGUCAGAGCACGGUAAACACGAUAAAAAUGCACUAUGACAUCUUGAUCAUCCCUUUUCUAUAGAUACAUUUAAACAAUCCAAAUAAUAACAUUUGAGAUUAGCUCUUACCUCUCUUGAAAUAUGUCCGGAACUGUCACGAGGACUGUUCUAGAACAUUCUUAAAGAACAGUUCACCUGACACCUUAAGAAUAGUUUCUAACAGAAGAUGUUUUACCCAUUAACAGUUUCGGACAGUGAUACCCGAUAGAACAAGUUUGGACAGUU